Messenger RNA from Papilio xuthus (Asian swallowtail), 1236 nucleotides. The record is from RefSeq and is a predicted model, not a curated record. NCBI's taxonomy places the organism in Eukaryota, Metazoa, Arthropoda, Insecta, Lepidoptera, Papilionidae.
UGUUUAUUUUUAUUUACCUUAUUGGAUUGGAUAUCUCUCUGAAAUAGAUUCUUCAUACUUAUUUAAUUAAAAACAAAUUAUAAAAUAAGUAUGGGACAAGGAAAGAGUCAGUUUUCAGAGGAAGAACUUCAAGAUUACGAAGAUCUGACAUAUUUUACUAAAAAGGAAGUGUUGUAUGCUCAUCAAAAAUUUAAAGCUUUAGCCCCAGAAAAAGUUGGACAUAAUAAAAAUGCUAAAUUACCAAUGGCAAAAAUUCUACAAUAUCCGGAGCUGAGAGUUAAUCCAUUUAGAGAUAGAAUAUGUAAAGUGUUCAGUUCAAGCAAUGACGGUGACUGUACAUUUGAAGAUUUCCUUGACAUGAUGUCAGUGUUCAGUGAAACAGCUCCAAAAGCAGUCAAAGCUGAACAUGCUUUCAGGAUAUUUGACUUUGAUGGUGAUGACAUGAUCGGAGUGUCUGAUCUACGUGAAGUCAUCAAACGUCUCUGUGGACCGGAACACAAGCUGAGUGACUCUGAAAUCCAACAACUGGUCCAGAAUGUGCUAGAAGAAGCUGACCUUGAUGAUGAUGGGGCUCUAUCUUUUGCAGAAUUUGAGCAUAUCAUUGACAAGAGCUCAGAUUUCUGUCACUCAUUCCGUAUAAGACUGUGAAAGAAUACUCAUAUUUAAGGAAUACAAAGACACAUUUCAUACAUUAAGUUAAUCUCAUUAGAUAAUUUAAUAGUGUAUUAUUUAUGAAUGUGUAGCUAAAGGAAAAAUACUCUUUGGUACAAUGUGUUUCACUAAUGUUGAUAAAAUAACAUAUUAUCUAGAUGUAAGAGAGGAUGUAAAAAAUUUUUAGUGAAUGUUUUAAAAAAUGUUCAAAUGUUUCAGUGUAAUUUUUAUAAAUUUUCUCCCAAAUAUUAAGCAUAUUUGCUUAUAAUUUUAAAGUUAAGACUUCCAACAUGCACUUCUUUUCUUAAAUGGUUUGUAUUUUUGUGUUUUUUUUUAAUUUAUUCAAUGUAUUUUUUUUAUAUUACUGAAUCUCAUGACUGAUCUUAUUUACAAGUAUAAAAAGAUUUUUGGUUAAAUGUGUUGAGUAUAUUAAAAUUGUAAUUUGAUAAUUAAAUGUUUUACCAAUGAAAUAUUAAUUUUUAAUUAUUAACACCACAUUAAACAUGUUCAUAAAAUGGGGAAAUUAAUAAAACACUACAUUUAUUAGUAUAAAAAUAUUUAUUCAACUUAAUAAAAAGUGACAUC